AUGGACUCUCGUGACGUUAUUGGGGGGAGUGAUGCCCCCCUGAGGAAAUUCCACUGGAACUUUGUUGUCGACGAGGAAGAAGAAUGGCGUGCCUGCUCUGAUUAUCUCCUUGAACUCUUUCGGGAGGAUUUAAAACGCAAGAGACAUAUGGAGGAGGAGGAAGGAGAAGAGAAGAAGAAGGAGAAGAAGAAGCCAAGACUGUUCUUCCGGAGAUGGUCGGCGCCAUUGGCGCCUGUCCUUUCUGCUGUCCCUGCUGUUGCUGCCCCUGUCACCACAAUAUCGCGAACCUAG
Messenger RNA from Fusarium verticillioides 7600, 291 nucleotides. RefSeq lists its product as hypothetical. Lineage: Eukaryota; Fungi; Ascomycota; Sordariomycetes; Hypocreales; Nectriaceae. The record is from RefSeq and is a predicted model, not a curated record. The transcript has 4 exons. Bases 1 to 291 code for a protein of 96 amino acids.